Messenger RNA from Scheffersomyces coipomensis, 546 nucleotides. RefSeq names its product RNA-binding protein. The record is from RefSeq and is a predicted model, not a curated record. NCBI's taxonomy places the organism in Eukaryota, Fungi, Ascomycota, Pichiomycetes, Serinales, Debaryomycetaceae. Bases 1 to 546 code for a protein of 181 amino acids. Gene Ontology annotation, biological process: tRNA 5'-leader removal. Gene Ontology annotation, molecular function: ribonuclease P RNA binding; ribonuclease P activity. Gene Ontology annotation, cellular component: nucleolus; multimeric ribonuclease P complex; ribonuclease MRP complex. The transcript has a single exon.
AUGGUCAGAAUAAAGCAUAGAUAUAUCCUUUUUGAAGUGUUAUAUCCACCUUCAAACCCUAAUCAUGAAGAAUUUGUGAAAUUCUCAGAGACCCAAGAGGAUGCUCUUUUAACCUUACAUCAAGCAUCGCCUUCAUCGAUAAAUGCUAGACUCAUAAUCUCAACCAUUAGAAAAUCAAUACAAGAGCAUUACGGUGAACAUGGAGUUGGGGCAGCUGGUUUACUGAUAAAUAUGAAGUAUUGGAGCAAUAAGACAUCAACGGGUAUAAUACGAUGUGAUCGAGAAUCCUUUCAAAUAGUGGUGGGAGCUAUCACUUUAAUCAAUAGAUUUGAAAGUAAUCCUGUCAUAAUACGAUGUACUCAUAUCAGUGGUACCAUACAUAAAUGUGAAGAAUAUUCUAUUCGAAGAUCAAAGGAACUAAUUAGACUCAUAAAUAAUAGCGCUUUACGUACCAAGGGUAAACAAUCAUCUCAAUUUUUGCUAUCAUUAGAGGAGAGUACUAGUCUUAAAAUUUCUGACGACGACCGUAUUGAAAUUGAUGGUUAA